UGCGUGUAAUGCAGUUGCUAGCUGUUUAAUGCUACUGUUCUUCAUUAUGUGUACCUAUUAGUUGGUAUUCAGUGCUUAUUGUUAUUUUAAAUAUUUCUUUCUAAAUUACUGACAUAGUUUUACAAAAGCAAUAUGUAUGCUCUCGAAGAUGAUCAGUAUGACGAUGAAGAUGCCGAAGAAAUUUCUUCGAAAUUAUGGCAAGAAGCUUGUUGGAUUGUUAUCAACGCUUAUUUCGAUGAAAAAGGUCUUGUUCGUCAACAACUUGAUAGUUUUGAUGAAUUCAUUGAAAUGUCCGUUCAACGGAUCGUUGAAGAUUCUCCACAAAUAGAUUUACAAGCAGAAGCUCAGCAUACUUCUGGUGAAAUAGAGAAUCCUGUUAGACAUUUAUUGAAAUUUGAACAAAUUUAUUUGUCUAAACCGACGCAUUGGGAAAAAGAUGGUGCGCCAUCGCCUAUGAUGCCGAAUGAAGCUAGACUUAGAAAUUUAACUUAUUCAGCACCUUUAUAUGUUGAUAUAACUAAAACUAUUGAAAAGGAUGGUGAAGAUCCUAUCGAAACACAACAUCAGAAAACAUUUAUAGGAAAAAUUCCAAUAAUGUUACGUUCCAAGUAUUGUCUCCUGGCUGGAUUGUCUGAUCGAGACUUAACAGAAUUAAAUGAAUGUCCUCUUGAUCCUGGUGGUUAUUUCAUCAUUAACGGAUCCGAAAAAGUACUUAUAGCACAAGAGAAAAUGGCGACAAAUACAGUUUAUGUUUUUAGUAUGAAGGAUGGUAAAUAUGCAUACAAAGCUGAAAUUAGAUCUUGUUUGGAACAUAGUUCACGUCCUACUUCUACAUUAUGGAUUAACAUGAUGGCAAAAAGUGGUGCCAGUAUUAAAAAAUCAGCGAUUGGACAACGCAUCAUAGCUAUCAUACCUUAUAUCAAGCAAGAAAUACCUAUUAUGAUAGUUUUUCGUGCACUUGGUUUUGUAGCUGACCGUGAUAUUCUUGAACAUAUUAUUUAUGACUUCGAUGAUCCCGAAAUGAUGGAAAUGGUAAAACCGUCAUUAGAUGAAGCCUUUGUCAUACAAGAACAAAAUGUAGCAUUAAAUUUUAUUGGUACUCGAGGUGCUAGACCUGGUGUAACAAAAGAAAAACGUAUCAAGUAUGCUAGAGAAAUCUUACAAAAGGAAAUGUUACCUCAUGUUGGUAUAAGUGAUUUUUGUGAAACAAAAAAGGCCUAUUUCCUUGGUUAUAUGGUACAUAGAUUAUUAUCAGCAUCUUUAGGACGAAGAGAAUUGGAUGAUCGUGAUCAUUACGGCAAUAAAAGAUUAGAUUUGGCUGGACCUUUGUUAGCAUUUUUAUUCAGAGGUUUAUUCAAAAAUCUUAUGAAAGAAGUACGCUUGUAUGCACAGAAAUUUAUAGAUCGAGGUAAAGAUUUUAAUCUUGAACUUGCUAUUAAAACUAAAAUAAUUACCGACGGUCUGAGGUAUUCCCUGGCUACUGGUAAUUGGGGAGAUCAAAAGAAAGCUCAUCAAGCAAGAGCUGGAGUUUCACAAGUGUUGAAUAGAUUAACUUUUGCAUCUACUUUAUCACAUUUAAGAAGAGUUAACUCUCCAAUUGGAAGAGAUGGAAAACUUGCCAAACCACGUCAGUUACAUAACACUUUAUGGGGUAUGCUGUGUCCUGCAGAAACUCCAGAAGGUGCAGCUGUUGGCUUAGUUAAAAAUUUGGCAUUGAUGGCAUACAUUAGCGUUGGAUCUCAGCCAUCUCCGAUAUUAGAGUUUUUAGAAGAAUGGUCUAUGGAAAAUUUGGAAGAAAUAGCACCUAGUGCAAUUGCUGAUGCUACCAAAAUAUUUGUCAAUGGUUGCUGGGUUGGAAUUCACAGAGAUCCAGAUCAAUUAAUGGCUACUUUGCGUAAAUUAAGAAGACAAAUGGACAUUAUUGUGUCUGAGGUAUCAAUGAUCCGAGAUAUUAGAGAUCGUGAGAUAAGAAUAUAUACAGAUGCUGGAAGAAUCAGUAGGCCUCUGUUAAUUGUAGAAGGACAAAAUUUAUUGUUAAAAAAGAGACACAUUGACAUGUUAAAGGAAAGAGAUUACAAUAAUGAUGGAUGGCAAGAAUUAGUAGGUAGUGGAGUAGUAGAAUAUAUAGAUACACUUGAAGAAGAGACUGUCAUGAUUGCUAUGUCACCCGAAGAUCUUAGGCAAGAAAAGGAAUAUGCUUAUUGUACAACUUAUACACAUUGUGAAAUUCAUCCGGCCAUGAUUCUAGGAGUUUGCGCUUCUAUUAUUCCAUUCCCUGAUCAUAAUCAAAGUCCUAGGAAUACUUAUCAGAGUGCUAUGGGUAAACAAGCUAUGGGAGUUUAUAUAACAAACUACCAUGUUCGAAUGGACACUUUAGCUCACGUACUUUAUUAUCCUCAUAAGCCAUUAGUUACUACUAGAUCUAUGGAAUAUCUUAGAUUUAGAGAGCUUCCAGCAGGAAUUAACAGUAUUGUUGCUAUUUUAUGCUAUACUGGAUACAAUCAAGAAGAUAGUGUUAUUCUUAAUGCCAGCGCAGUUGAAAGAGGUUUCUUUAGAUCUGUCUUUUACCGAUCUUAUAAGGAUUCUGAAUCUAAAAGAAUUGGUGAUCAGGAAGAACAAUUUGAAAAACCUACAAGACAAACUUGCCAAGGAAUGCGCAAUGCUAUAUACGAUAAAUUAGACGAUGAUGGAAUUAUCGCUCCUGGCAUUCGUGUAUCAGGUGAUGAUGUUGUAAUAGGCAAAACUAUUACUCUUCCAGAAACAGAUGAUGAGUUGGACAGUACAACCAAACGUUUUAUAAAAAGGGAUGCAUCUACUUUCUUACGUAAUAGUGAAACUGGAAUUGUAGAUCAAGUUAUGUUAACACUGAAUAGCGAGGGAUACAAAUUUUGUAAGAUUAGAGUUCGUAGCGUACGCAUACCGCAAAUUGGUGAUAAAUUUGCUUCACGUCACGGACAAAAAGGUACUUGUGGUAUUCAAUACAGACAAGAAGAUAUGCCAUUUUCAUGCGAAGGGCUAACGCCUGAUAUAAUUAUUAAUCCUCAUGCUAUCCCAUCUCGUAUGACCAUUGGUCACUUGAUCGAAUGUAUUCAAGGAAAAGUUUCAGCAAAUAAAGGUGAAAUUGGUGAUGCUACUCCGUUUAACGAUGCCGUAAACGUACAAAAAAUUUCGACGCUUUUACAAGAAUAUGGAUAUCAAUUAAGAGGCAACGAAGUUAUGUAUAAUGGACAUACAGGUCGUAAAAUUAAUGCUCAAGUUUUCUUAGGACCGACUUAUUAUCAACGUUUAAAGCAUAUGGUAGAUGAUAAAAUUCAUAGUAGAGCAAGAGGACCUGUACAGAUUUUAGUUCGACAACCAAUGGAAGGUAGAGCAAGAGAUGGUGGGUUGCGUUUUGGUGAAAUGGAACGCGAUUGCCAAAUUUCACAUGGUGCCGCUCAAUUUUUAAGAGAACGUUUAUUCGAAGUUUCUGAUCCAUAUAGAAUUCAUUUAUGCAAUUUCUGUGGAUUAAUUGCUAUAGCUGUCUUACGUAAUAAUACGUUUGAAUGUAGAGGUUGUAAAAACAAAACGCAGAUCUCGCAAGUUAGAUUACCGUAUGCGGCUAAAUUACUUUUCCAAGAAUUAAUGUCUAUGAACAUUGCACCAAGAUUAAUGGUAACAUAAAUAUAUGUAAUGUAAUUACACUCUUAAGUAUUUAAGUAUUAUUUGUUAGAUCUAGUUAGAUCUAUUUUUUAAUUGAAUUUAAAUAAAAUAAUUGUAUUAUUAUUAUACAGAAUUUUUGUCAAAUUUGAUAUUAUAUUUGUUAAUAAGGAAUACAAAAUCUUUAUAUUGUAUAUUAUAUAAAAACAAAAAAAACACAUCACAUAA
Messenger RNA from Polistes canadensis, 3864 nucleotides. RefSeq names its product DNA-directed RNA polymerase II subunit RPB2 (gene RpII140). Gene Ontology annotation, biological process: DNA-templated transcription. Bases 133 to 3660 code for a protein of 1175 amino acids. Gene Ontology annotation, cellular component: RNA polymerase II, core complex. The record is from RefSeq and is a predicted model, not a curated record. The transcript has 10 exons. Gene Ontology annotation, molecular function: DNA binding; DNA-directed RNA polymerase activity; ribonucleoside binding. NCBI's taxonomy places the organism in Eukaryota, Metazoa, Arthropoda, Insecta, Hymenoptera, Vespidae.